GUGGUUUAUCAGCCACUCCUCCUUUCCGUGCAAAUUCUAUUCAUGGCUGCUCAAUUGCCUGGUGGUUUUUCUCCCGUCCAAGCUGCCCACAAACGCAUACAAGUCGUAGCAGAACAGGCUAAACCAAAGCUUGAAGAGUUGCUCCGUAGAGAGUUCACCAUAUUUGAGGUGGUGACCUUCACUGAUCGAUACAAUGACAUGAUGAAAGAGGAUUGUGUCAAAAUAAAGGUAGAUGGCGAUAAAGUGCUUCUGGUUUAUCUUGAAGAAGCUGCCGUGAUGACCUUUCCACCUCAAGUAAACCUACUGAGUUACAUUCCUGAUGCCCCUGCUGAUUGUGAGCUUAACGAGUUUAUUGAAGAGCUAAUGAAGUUGAGGAAAUAACUAUAAUAUAGACAAAAUUUAAUUAUUGUUAUCACACAAAAUAGUAAAAAAGUUUGGGGUUUUGUAGUAAUUAAAAAAUUUUGUUCAAA
Messenger RNA from Amphimedon queenslandica, 470 nucleotides. RefSeq lists its product as uncharacterized. NCBI's taxonomy places the organism in Eukaryota, Metazoa, Porifera, Demospongiae, Haplosclerida, Niphatidae. The record is from RefSeq and is a predicted model, not a curated record. The coding region runs from base 43 to 381 and encodes 112 amino acids. The transcript is spliced from 3 exons.